CCGGUGACCGGUCCACGAGGCACACGCAGACGCGACGCGAGUGAUCGAACACUCCGUCAUGCUUCGCCACGUCGUCUCUCGGGUCGCGCGCCAGGCGCGCGCCCCGAACUUCCAGUCCGUCUCCGUUCGCGCGAUGGCCGAUAACGCCGUCUCCGCGGACGACGCCUCCGCCGCCUGGGCCAAGGUCAAGGCCUCCGUUGCCUCCGACGAGGGCCUCAGGAACAUCGCCCAGCUGCAGAAGGCCAUGAACGAGGUUCGCGACGAGGUUGGCCGCGACGCCAAGCCCUUGGCUCCCAUCGACUGGGAGAACCUCAAGAAGCGCUCCGGCAUGCCCGAGCUCAUCGAGGAGUGGAGGAAGGGCCUGGCCAACGUCAAGUACCCCGCGUACGACGGCAACGAGGUGGCGGAGACCGCCGCGGUGUUUAAAGACCUCAUCGCGCAGGCUGAGAAGCUCUCCGCGGCGGCGAAGGCGCGAGAGGCUGAGAUUGACGCCGAGCUCGCGAGCCUCGCGGAGGACAAGGCGAAGCUCUCCACCGUCACCAUGGACGAGGUGUUCGAGAAGGACCCGGCGCUCAAGGAGGAGGUUGAACAGCGGAUCAGGGAGGGCAAGUGGUUCUGAUCGCACCUGUAACACGUCUGCAUUGUAACUCACAUUUGACUCGACAC
This is a messenger RNA of Micromonas commoda, 666 nucleotides long. RefSeq lists its product as hypothetical. Gene Ontology annotation, molecular function: proton transmembrane transporter activity. The coding region runs from base 134 to 619 and encodes 161 amino acids. Gene Ontology annotation, biological process: proton motive force-driven ATP synthesis. The record is from RefSeq and is a predicted model, not a curated record. NCBI's taxonomy places the organism in Eukaryota, Viridiplantae, Chlorophyta, Mamiellophyceae, Mamiellales, Mamiellaceae. The transcript has 3 exons.